GCGGCAGAAGACAAUGCUUCUGCGAUAUUGAAAGAUUUUGGGAUUAAAAAAGAAAAAUCGAAGAAGGAUGUUGAAGAUGCAUUCGAAAAUUUGGAGAAGGCUUCGUCUGAUGCAAAACUAAAAGAAAAAUUUGAAAAGGUUCUUGAAGAUGAUGAUGUGAAGGAUGUUGUGAAUAUGUCAAAAGAAAUUAAAAAUGUAUUGGGCAUACAACAACAAACAAAUUUGUCAGAUGGAGAUGUUAUAAAAUAUUUAAAGGAAUUAUAUAAAAUAGCUUAUGAGAUGAAAAUGGAACCUGGUGAACCUGUCAAACGUUCUUGUUACAUAACUGACGGAAAAGUUUGUAUAAUUGACGUCUUUUGUGAAUAA
This is a messenger RNA of Meloidogyne enterolobii, 366 nucleotides long. The record is from the annotation of a GenBank genome assembly. NCBI's taxonomy places the organism in Eukaryota, Metazoa, Nematoda, Chromadorea, Rhabditida, Meloidogynidae.